Molecule: messenger RNA, 755 nt
Organism: Kockovaella imperatae
Lineage: Eukaryota; Fungi; Basidiomycota; Tremellomycetes; Tremellales; Cuniculitremaceae
Exons: 6
Coding region: 151-699 (182 amino acids)
Biological process (GO): rRNA processing
Cellular component (GO): Mpp10 complex; small ribosomal subunit; small-subunit processome
Molecular function (GO): snoRNA binding; structural constituent of ribosome; rRNA binding
Source: RefSeq, a predicted model, not a curated record
AUUUGCAGGCAGCAGUAUUAUUCUGCUUCCAUCUUCUCUAUACAGAGCCCAUAAUCCAUCUUGACGGCCACCCAUACACUUUGACAAGCACGACUGAGGGACUCCAAGCCUGAUUAGGGAGCUCUUGGACGGCUCAGAUCAUCCAUCAAGAUGCGUAAACUCAAGCAUCAUGAGCAAAAGCUGCUGAAAAAAGUCGACUUUUUGAAUUGGAAGCAAGAUGCUUCUCAGAGAGAAGUCAAAGUGAUGAGAAAGUAUCACAUCCAAGACCGAGAGGACUAUCAUAAAUACAACAAGCUCUGUGGCUCUCUUCGUUCGCUGAUACAUCGACUAUCCUUGCUACCCGCUGAAGACCCGUAUCGACAGCAGAAAGAGUCGGAAAUGCUGAACAAACUAUACGACAUGGGGAUUCUGGAUGUCGGCUCGAAACCUUCGGACAUCGAAAACAAGGUCACGGUUUCUUCGAUAGCCAGACGGAGAUUAGCGGUGACUGUGGCCAGACUAAAGAUGGCUGAGACUGUAUCUGAUGCUGUGCGGACCAUUGAACAAGGCCAUGUCCGCGUUGGUACUCAGCCGGUGACGGACCCAGCCAUGCUCAUCACAAGACACAUGGAGGACUUUGUCACUUGGGUGGACACGAGUGCUAGAAAGAGGACGAUUAUGAAGUAUAAUGACGAGCUGGAUGACUUUGACCUGUUGUAAAAAUUUUCGCCCACCACCGCAUCAAUGCAUUGUCCUACCAUAUAUUCACACCAUCG